AUGCCCAUUGCCUACUUGCCACAGCUCCAGCAACAGCAACAACGACAGCAACAGCAACAGCAACACAGCAACAGCUCCGGCAACCUCAAUCUCAACGACUACUUCACAACCACUCCCACUCCCACUUUCCCGCAGUUCAAGAUGGGCUGCAUUCUGUCUAAGUUUGAGGGCGCCAAGGCCAAGUUCUUCGCCUGGCUUUAUGCCCGGGUGCGCUCCCCACGCACCCGCUCUUUUUUCACUGCACGACACCGGAGCCCAUACUAUGAGGCUCCCAACCCCUUCCCAGAGGGGAUCCUUCCGGCAGGUGAGCCGGAGCCGAAAAUCCUUCGGUCGCCCCAAGGGACCGAUGAGAGGAAGGCCAAUUAUCGGCGAGGAACGGUCGCCUGGGACCAGGACUUGGCAAAACCGGCAUUUAAAUGCCUGACCCCGUUGGGCUCCGCCUACCAGCGGUCCAAGCCCGACUUGGCCAAGUGA
Exophiala dermatitidis NIH/UT8656 is the source of this 474-nucleotide messenger RNA. RefSeq lists its product as uncharacterized. The transcript has 2 exons. The record is from RefSeq and is a predicted model, not a curated record. Bases 1 to 474 code for a protein of 157 amino acids. Lineage: Eukaryota; Fungi; Ascomycota; Eurotiomycetes; Chaetothyriales; Herpotrichiellaceae.